CGUAGAGGCGACUCCAUUCCUUGUGUCAGUGCUCAUUCUAACAACAACAACAACGGUUAUCCACCUCAAAAAGGCGGCCUCGGGCAAGUGCGUCAGAAGUCUUUUACACUGCCGCCAAAGGUUCCUGACGAAAUGGAUGCCGAGGAGGUGUCGUUGUCUUUCCUCGAGAAGUUUUCCAUCCUGAAGAUGCCGAGCUUCUACGUGGUGGCCAUCGGCGCUGUGGUCGAGAUCUACGGCUACAACGUCUUUCUAGAGACUAUCGACAGCUACGCAGUUGACAAAGGGGCCCCAGAGUCAGAAGCCGACAUGGCAGUUACGUACGCGACUGUUCUGGAAAUCUUUGGCUACGUGGCAGUUCCCCUCAUCGCCGACAUGGGCUUCAUUGGUCGACCUACCAUGGCGGCCAUGUGCUUCGGUGUCAUGGCACUCUUGUAUGGUGCGGUGCCACAUGCACCGUGGUCAGUGCCAUACUUGUCUGUCGAUGCCAUCUUGGUCAUGUUCGUGGCCACGACGAGCUCGCUACGCUGCUCCAUCAUGACGGAAUUAUUUGGUGCGCAGCAAGUUCCCGUGUGCAUGGCCGUGGCCGGCUUGCUGCUUAUCCCUGUGCAACUGUGCAGCCCAUCAGUCAUCGGGUUCUUUCGUGACGACCUCGGCUCGUACGACGGCAUGUACAGGCUUCUAGGAGCAUCGAACCUCCUCGCGGCCCUGCUGUACACACCUCUAGCCAUUCACACGUCUUGCAAGAAGGAGCCGGCUGACGACAAGACGCCCGAAAAAGUAACGGAGACGACGAGAAUGUAAUACUCGCCACUCUAAAAUUGAAACCAAGCGGCGCGCUUUGUGCCACCGCUGUCCAGAGAAAAGUUUCCAACGCUGACGUCCUCUCGAAAAAAUUUGCGCAUUCGCCCCAAGCGCGAAGUGCACACGACGAGAGCCACGUUAUGCAAAAGGGUCACUCCAUGCCAACUGUCCCUGACCUGACAAUCGAUCGACCGCAGCAUACACAGCUGCAAAGUUUGUGCCGUUUUGUUGCUAUACAUUAACCAUUGUAAAAAAACAAAAUUUUAGCGGCAAGUUGUGUCUCAUAGAUUACAGCUCUUUUUUUUUUGUUGAACGCCUGUAGUAUUGGGGCAAUUAUUUUGAAACUUAUUCUUGUAUGGUAAACCCCAAAACUCUAUUACCUUGGGCCGCUAUAGAGGUUCUGUUCAAACCUCGUAUUAAAAAAGUUUGAACUUUUUUGUGUUCCACGUUUUACAAAAUGCUUUACGAAAAAGCAAUAUCAGACACUUCCUAAUUUUAAUAAAUGUCUAUUCUGUCAGACUAAUAUAACUAUUCUGAUUUCUUCCAAGAAAUAUUUUUGUAUAUAAAUGUUCAUUGCUAGAAUGUGCUUCAGUUGUACUUGAACAAAAGUUGAAAAACCAGAGAAAAUACAUGCGAUCUACCGCGUAUUUCACCGCAUUUUUUCCCCAGUCACACCUACCCCAUUAGUAAAAAGAUUGCGAAGUGCAUCCGUCAGCCAUUCAUCUCAUUUCGAAAUACCAAACUGCAAAUAAAAUGAAUUUUUCUAGUGUG
This is a messenger RNA of Rhipicephalus microplus (southern cattle tick), 1572 nucleotides long. Its product is annotated as monocarboxylate transporter 3-like. The record is from RefSeq and is a predicted model, not a curated record. NCBI's taxonomy places the organism in Eukaryota, Metazoa, Arthropoda, Arachnida, Ixodida, Ixodidae. Gene Ontology annotation, biological process: transmembrane transport. Gene Ontology annotation, molecular function: monocarboxylic acid transmembrane transporter activity.